AGCUUUCAGAAUCCCAUUCUCUUCUUGUUCCGAACGCUCCAUCAAGCUUCAUGCCCCAGAUGAGUAGCCAUACUAUAGAUUCUGAGCGGAUCCGGGGUCGGGGAAUCUUAGAGUGACCGGGUACUUUUCCAUGGCCUUUCUAAUCUUACUCUGCCAUUACUAUUGGUACAUUCUGAUGGCGAUGGCUGAUGCAUGGCCACGUCAUGCGAGACCUACAUAUGCUAUCCCACCAGGCAAAGCAUCGUACCAGCAAGAAGCUGAUGACCGAAUAAAUUCCUGGGCUCCCACAUAGCAGCUCGCAUUCGCUUGAUCAUAAUAGCGGCAAUCAUAAUCUUCUCUUUUGUUUUCUAUAGGACCCACCUUCUCCUAUCUGAAUAGAUCCACGAGCCCUUGAUGAAGAAAGGAGGAAAAAAGAAAAGAAAGUCGGCAGUACCUACCUCCGCUGAUACAGCUGUUGUACUUACGGAGCCGGUUUCUGCAAACGAACAAAUUAUCAGAAAAAUGAAAGACCUCGUCCUUAGGUUAGAUACAAUAUUUCCAGCCCAUCGGAACAUCCUCUGUCCUCAAUCAGAGUAUUUUGAGAUUGCUUGUAGUAGCCACUUCAAGGAAAGCAACGGCGAGAUCAUCAUUGAGGAUUGCAAUCCUAUGCUUAUCAAAAAGACACUCGAAUUCUUGUACACGGGUGACUAUACUUAUGACGGUUCUCCAGAUACCCAAGCUCUCCUGAACUUAGAGAAUAGUUCUGAAUGUCCACCCGAAACAUGGGCAGAAAAGGAUUAUGAGGUAAAUGCAGACACUGAACAAUAUCCAAACCCAUUUCGAAAAACCAAUACUACAAAUUUUCAAAGUUGUCAGGCCUUCUUCCACGCUCAAAUGUACGCACAAGGUGAUUAUUUUCAGAUCAACGAGCUUAAGAAGAAAGCAAAGGAUUACUUUACGAAAUCUUUCUUGGAACAUCCCAAUCAAGAUUCAUUCAGCUCCUCCGUCGUUGAAGUUUACAGCUCAACAGGGGAGCACGACCGUGGGCUCAGAGAUCUUGUUGUCCAGCUCACGACGGAUAACCUCAAGAUUCUGAGGAAUGGGGAUAAUCCUAUACUGUGUGACGGACUUUUAGAAUCUGUUCCCAAAUUCAUGCUGGAGGUCUGUCUUUCGACCUUGGACAAGUGUGCUAAAUAUCAGAGGCAGCAUGAGAUAAUGCAGGGCUUCAAGUACCAAAGAGAAAAGCAUAAAGCACGAGGUGUGGCGGCUGCAUUUGUCUUAGACUCAACAGAGGACACCUCGUCAGCAAGACUCUGUUAUUUUCUCCUAGCUAAUGCCGUAGCUCAAUUUAUCACCGCAGCGCUGACAUCAUGGUUCAGUAGUGGGCCUUCUCUUGGGGGCUUAGUGGGGCGGAUUCUCAUUAGUUACGAAACAGCCCUCCGCAGAUUUGCUGACUGGCCUCCUCACUUGACAAAAUGGGUCACUGCGUACAUCCCGCAGUGCCCUCACUAUUCCUCGGUCUCUACCGCUGCGGUCCGACGGCAAAGUCCAUGUGGCGCUAGUACUGUAUCAUUCGCAGGGAAACGGGGCAGGGUAGAUUACGCGGGGAUGGAUGGCCCUUUUACGAAGGAGGGCGAAAUGGGGGAGAAAUAG
Messenger RNA from Aspergillus ibericus CBS 121593, 1632 nucleotides. RefSeq names its product BTB/POZ domain-containing protein. Bases 394 to 1632 code for a protein of 412 amino acids. Lineage: Eukaryota; Fungi; Ascomycota; Eurotiomycetes; Eurotiales; Aspergillaceae. Gene Ontology annotation, molecular function: protein binding. The record is from RefSeq and is a predicted model, not a curated record. The transcript has 6 exons.